This is a messenger RNA of Cuscuta campestris, 1093 nucleotides long. NCBI's taxonomy places the organism in Eukaryota, Viridiplantae, Streptophyta, Magnoliopsida, Solanales, Convolvulaceae. The record is from the annotation of a GenBank genome assembly.
CUAGCCCAUAAUCAUAGUCAUUAUUUUUGUUUUAUCCACUUAACCAACAAUCAUAGUCAGCUGAUUCUUGCCCACCCAUUUGGUUAUUUUUGCCACCAUGGCUCGCCCUACAGACGUUGAGAUUCGGACUUCAGAGGCCUCGCUGCUGCCCAAAUCUCAAAUCAGGGGUACCCUGCCUCGCUGACUCGCCGGCCGGCGAUCGCUGCCAUCCAGGUUCCGACUUCGCAAAUUGAUUCCCAUUAGUUUCCGGAGUAAUUCAUAUUCGAGAAGGACAUUUCACCGUUCUUUCUUCGGUACCCAGGAGGAUUCGGAAAUGGAGAAGAAUCCUCGAGGAUGAACGCAAAAGAUCAGAGAUGGGACCCUGAUCAGAGAUUUUAGAGAGAGAAACGAGAGUAUGUGGAAGAGAAAGACCAAAAAUAUCUUCUUAUUUCAUCUCCUUUAUCAAUACAAGUAUAUAAAGGCCCGUUAUUAGCUAACUGACUAACCGUUUCUAACCACCACACACACGUGGCCUGUAUCAUUCCUUCCCCCUUAAAGAGGAGGCCUUUAUUCAACUACUCACAACUACAGUGACAAUACUCCAUCCACAGAAAAACUCAGGAAACCUUUGUUCCAUGUCCUUGGAAUCCCUCCAAGAUGCAUCCUCUUCAUUCUGCCCUUCCCAUUGCACUAGAUAUUGGACAACAGCUCUUCCACCUUGCUUGAUCAUUCGUCUUUCUAAGAUUGCUGCAGGUUUCAAAAUUUCAGCUACAUCUCUGCCAUGUAACCAUCCUGGUAUAUGCGGUUGUUUUGGCAGUGCUCCCUUGAAGGCUUUGAGUUGGGACACAUGGUAAGUGUGGUGUACUUGGGCUGAUGGAGGAAGUUGCAGUCUGUACGCCACUGGCCCCACUUUGUUCAAUAUCUGAAAUGGACCAUAGAACUUGGGAGCUAAUUUUUGGUUAGUCCUUGCUUGCACUGUGGUUUGUCUACCAGUAGGUUCUUCAAACAAAUCCUCAUAUUGCAACAAUAAUUCAGAAAUUAAUGGAGGUAUGGUCCUUGUGCUGGAGCUCAGACAGUUCCAUUCUCCUCCGUGUCCAGAUUGGUUCUUCAGUUC